Schistosoma margrebowiei is the source of this 720-nucleotide messenger RNA. NCBI's taxonomy places the organism in Eukaryota, Metazoa, Platyhelminthes, Trematoda, Strigeidida, Schistosomatidae. The record is from the annotation of a GenBank genome assembly.
AUGAAUUUGUUACGAUGUCGCAGAUUAAAAUAUACACAAGUCGGUCACGUAAAAACGCCUAAUAAAGCAUUAUUUUGGCCACAGAUACAAUAUAAAUAUGCAUUAUCUCAACCAAUAGAUUUUAUUUCACCGAAUUCGUCAUUGGAAAAUUUCAUUCCACAACAAAUAUUUGGAUCAUUUUACACUAAGUAUAAUGCCACAAAAAUAAAUAGUUAUGCUGUAUCAAGUAAUAGUUUAAGAUAUAUUAUUGAUAAGAAAAAUCACACUAUCAAUUAUACUACACCAAUUAUAUGGUCUCCAUUAGGUUGUUUACCUAGCCUGUCAUCAGCUAUAAUUAUUCCUUAUCGUAAAAGAGAACAACAUUUACGAGUGUUAACAGAUCAUUUACAUGGAUUUUUACGACAUCAAAGAAUACCAUAUACCAUUUUUAUUAUUGAACAGGAUCUAUCUUUUGAGUUUUGUUUAGAACAUGAAAGGCGUGCAUAUUAUUUAUGUUAUCAUUGUCAAAGUAUUUCAAAGUCUAAACAAGUACUUUUGAUGAAAAGAUUUCAAAUAAAGCGAAUUCUAUAUGAAAACUAACCCAUGGACAAGCUUAUGACUUAGGAUUAUUUGUUUCGAACUUCUAAAUGCUACACAUGUCCUUACAAAUUGCAGUGUCGGCUGCUAUGUUAAGCCCACAUAGCUUAUUCUAGCUUCUGGACAGGCUAAUUUAUUCAUUCU